Indicator indicator is the source of this 867-nucleotide messenger RNA. RefSeq names its product myeloid associated differentiation marker (gene MYADM). Gene Ontology annotation, cellular component: membrane. Lineage: Eukaryota; Metazoa; Chordata; Aves; Piciformes; Indicatoridae. The record is from RefSeq and is a predicted model, not a curated record. The transcript has a single exon. The coding region runs from base 1 to 867 and encodes 288 amino acids.
AUGGCGGUGCGCACGCUGAGCCUCCGUGCCCUCACCUCCUGGGUGGGCAUCGCCCGGCUCCUGGCCGUGCUGCUGUCCUGCGUCGCCUUCAGCCUGGUGGCCUCCACGGGGAGCUUCGGGGGUCCGUACGGGACGUGGUGCAUGUUCAGCUGGUGCUUCUGCUUCGCCGUGACGCUGCUGGUGCUGCUGGUGGAGCUGCUGGAGCUCUGCCCCCUGCUGCCGCUCUCCUGGGAUGACUUCACCUCCGCCUUCUCCAUGCUGGCAGCCCUGAUGGUCUUCACCACCUCGGUGGUCUUCCCCUCCACCUUCAUCAGCAGCCCCUGCAGGGGCAGCGUCUGCGCCCGGCAGGCCGUGGCCACCGCCGCCUCCUGCCUCUGCUUCCUGGCCUACGCCCUCGAGGUGGGGCUCAGCCGUGCCAAGCCAGGGGACAUCAGCAGCUUCCUCUCCACCGUGCCCGGGCUGCUCAAGGUCUUUGAAGCCUACGUGGCCUGUCUUAUCUUCUCCUUGCUGGAUGGUUACAGCUCCAGAGCUGGCCUGCAGUGGUGCGUGGCUGUCUACUCCAUCUGCUUCAUCAUCACCUUCCUCAUCAUCAUCUUCACCAUCGGCCGCUGCCUCAGCUACAUGCCCUGCCCGCUGGAGAAGAUGCUGGUGGGCUACAAUGGCCUGGCCUUCCUGAUGUACCUCACAGCCACCAUCCUCUGGCCCUUCUACAGCUUCAAGGACAGCCAGCGCCCCGACCCCUGCGGCAAGGACUGCCUGUGGAACAAGCGCCUGGGGGUCACCUUCCUCACCAUCUUCAACCUCAUCGCCUACUUGGUGGACCUGAUCUACUCCACCAGGAUGGUCUUCAUCAGGACACCUACCUAA